AUGCGGCGCGGCAAGUACACAUCCGACUGCUCCGGCGAGGCCUUCACGCUGCUGCCGCUCCUCUUCCUCAACAACAUGCUCGGCUACGCAGACAGGACAAACCUCUCGGUGGCUGUCAUCGCGAUGAGCCGCGAGCUCGGCUGGGGCGAGGCGAGCACCGGCACGCUCCUCGCGUCAUUCUUCUGCGGAUAUGUCCUCACGCAGAUCCCGGCCGGCCUCGCCGCCGCUCGCUUUGGAGCCAAGCGAGUGCUGCUGGCGCGCGUCGUCGUCGGCCUCGCCGAGGGCGUCCAGAUCCCGUGCUGCAACGCGCUCCUCGCUGCGUGGGUCCCUCUGCACGGCCGGGCGCGCGCCCUCUCCUUCAUCUUCAGCGGCCAGUUUGUGGGGACCAUCUGCGCCCUCUCCUGCUCGCCGCUGGCGGAGUGGUGGUGGCCCUCCAUCUUCCUGCUCUGGCGCCGCCGCGCGCCCCCGCAGGGUGGCGGAGG
Messenger RNA from Emiliania huxleyi CCMP1516, 482 nucleotides. RefSeq lists its product as hypothetical. Gene Ontology annotation, molecular function: transmembrane transporter activity. Gene Ontology annotation, biological process: transmembrane transport. The record is from RefSeq and is a predicted model, not a curated record. Lineage: Eukaryota; Haptophyta; Isochrysidales; Noelaerhabdaceae. The annotation marks the transcript as partial. The transcript is spliced from 2 exons.